CUCAACUCUGGGCACCUUAAAUAGCAGUCCGACCCCUUCCUUCUCCACAACCUCUCCUCUCCUCUCAGAAUGUCCAGGAGCCUGAAGCAAGUGGCUGUGCUGCUUGUGGCACUUCUGUGCCUGGAUCCUCACGGCCGGGUCGGCUCCGCACCCAUCUGCACACACGGGCCGUCGGGAUGCCACGUCCCAUCCCUGGCAGAUCUCUUCGACAGGGUCAUUCAGCACUCUGCCAGAAUGCACAGCCUCUCCAACGAUCUGCACUCAGAGUUUGAACAGUAUUUCCUGCCCAGCAAAAACCAUAUUGGAAAGAUCUACCGAAAGUGUCACACCUCCAACAUUUUGACUCCAAAUGGCAAAGAGAAUGCACAGAAACUAGCUCGUGAAGAGUUAACGGAGGUGAUUCUUAAGCUGCUGAUGGCCUGGAGGGACCCCCUGUUUCAGCUGCACCAGAGCAUGGCUCACCAGCAGGACUUCAACAGCUUCAGCAGUAACAAAGCCCUGGAGAUGGGCGACAUGGCCCAUGAGCUGAGGAAAGGGGUGGAGAAAGUAGCUGAAAAGAUGCGAGUACUGGGAAUGCUCGGCAACUCUGUGACAGGUCUGUCUGCGGCAGAAGCCAUGCUUCCUAUAUCUGACAGCGGAGAGGCCAUGAGCGACUACGAGCUCCUGUACUGCUUUCGCCGUGACUCGAACAAAGUCCAGAACUAUCUAAAGAUCCUUAAGUGCAGAAUCGUACCAGAGCACGACUGUUAGGAAAAAAAACAUGGGCCUUCAACCUGCACUAAUGGACAGCACAAUGGACACAUGCUGGUCCACACUUAUCAAGCAUGUUUGACUCUGCACCAUCAAUUAAGACCACCACAUCCCAGACUUUUUGCAUCGCUUCAUACUCUAGUACUCCAAACCAAUUCAUUGCUGUAAUUAUCAAAACAUAGUAUGAGCAGGGGAGAUUGAUUCGCCUCUAACAGGAAAUGACCUUCAAAGUAUAUUUUUUCUAUGUACCAAGUGCUUACUAUUUAUAAUUCCACAUAUAAUUCCUCUUGAUCAUAUUUUCAUUUACUGUUUUCAAAUUUGAUCAGUGGCAAAGCAACUUUUCGCUGAAUGAACUGAGCUGACAACA
Molecule: messenger RNA, 1117 nt
Organism: Labeo rohita (rohu)
Lineage: Eukaryota; Metazoa; Chordata; Actinopteri; Cypriniformes; Cyprinidae
Gene: prl2
Product: prolactin 2
Exons: 5
Coding region: 70-750 (226 amino acids)
Biological process (GO): positive regulation of receptor signaling pathway via JAK-STAT; response to nutrient levels
Cellular component (GO): extracellular region
Molecular function (GO): hormone activity
Source: RefSeq, a predicted model, not a curated record